Messenger RNA from Rotaria sp. Silwood1, 273 nucleotides. The record is from the annotation of a GenBank genome assembly. NCBI's taxonomy places the organism in Eukaryota, Metazoa, Rotifera, Eurotatoria, Philodinida, Philodinidae.
AUGGGAAACAGACGAAGCAAACGUGCUCCUCCUGUGCCUCCUCCUGAUAUUCCUCCUCCGGUUUUUAAUGAGCCAUUUCCAACAGAUAAUUUUACUUCUACAACUAUUCGUCGACGACGCCGAUAUCGACAAAAGCCACUUCCUCCUAAAAUCCGUGCCAUCUUUAUACCUCAAGCUUCUCCUGUUGGGAUGUGCGCUUUACCAAUGGCUGUUGCAACACCAGUAGCAUGCCCCUGCGCUAAUUUCGGUAAUAAGAUCACCAUCGAUUUUUGA